AUAAAGACAAAUUUGUAAACAAGCCGAUCUAACCUCCGAGUUUGGCGUUUGUAAUUUGAAUUUGUUUGAAUAUUAUUGGACUUUUAUAUGUGCUUUUAAAGCAGCUGCCACUUAACAACAUACACUUGUAAUCCCAAGCCGCUGAAAGGAUUCUCUUGCAAAUGCUCUGGCGGAUUGCAUAAAGGGUCAUCCAAGAAGAACUGCUUUAAAUUAAAGCUAUUCUUUAUGGAUAUUGAUACCAAGAGGACCCCUAAAGAGGCUGAGGAGAUUUUGAACUUUGCCAAACUUUCCAAAGACGACCUCCUACCGACAUCGCAAGCACUCUAUUUCUCGCGUUCCAAUGUCCACGAUAACUCCUUCUGUUUCUUGCAGUUGAGCAAUGAGCUGCUUAAAUGCGUAGAAAACCAUGAGCCUCUUGUUAUUAAAGGAUGCAACAACGAUGACUUGGUGAUCUGCUCAGACACCACAACGUUCCAUGUGACCAGUUCUGAGACCUCGAAUAAUAUGCUGCUGGUGAAGCCGGCCACUAUGUUUGAAGAGUUGAAAACCCAAACUGAAGAGCGUGUGGAAUCUAUAGAGGUUUGUGGCAUUUUCCAAAUAUACCUGGAGGCUCAGGUUGGAAAGUGCUCAUUGCACAGACUUUCUGAAAUGCUUAAGAACAGCGUGUACAAAGGGCCUGAGUAUGAAAGGCACGUCGAUCCUGAUCAACUGUAUACAAUGCAGCAGCUGAAAAAUGUAGUUCAAGCCUCCGAUGCUGAACUACUGGAAGCUUUGGAUUCUAUGGACGUUAUCGAGAUUGAAGGAUUCGUUCGAGAGCUGGAGUUUGACUAUCACUUCAGGGUGCUGUCGUAUAUGUUGAAAAUAAUCGAUGAAAACUCCUGGACGAUUUCCACUGUUGACUAUGAUGUUACGUGUGAUUCCCUAAAGGAAAUUGUACCGGAAGCGAUUAUAGAAGCCUUAUUUAAAAAGUACACAUCGGAGUUUCGGAUCAUUGAUGGCGCGCGGCUGUUUAAGUACAAACCGCAAGAGGUCUGCCAGAUCUUUGCCAGGGCGAUUUUGCGGUCAGCGGCCAAAUUUAACUUGGAGGAGUUCUUGCAGGCCUGGCAAGAGUCGGUCCCAGAAGGAAUAGUUACCAACGAGGAAAUGCUGUACGGAAUCGCUAUUAUAAACAGAAAAUCCAGUCCCAAAGUGAUCUGGGAGUUCGAGGAGGCCCUUCUGCCGGACGAUAUUAAUGAGCGUCUCCAUAUGCUUUUCGAAGCCAAGGACAAGUGGACGGUUGCAGAAAUCGCUCCAUAUAUCAAACGACUGGCCACCAACAAGCUGGAUGUGAAUGCGUUACUGGCAAAAUACGCUCGGGCUUCCAAAGUGGGCGGAGUUAAAUAUUAUUCAGCCAAACAUACCAGCUAGUUUUAAAUUAAAAACUUGCAUUAGUAAACAAGCAGUUUUUUUAACGCUUGACCAUCUUUUCUGCGGAAAAACUGCUGGCUUUAUUUUGCUAUAAAAAUUAAAAAAUAGAAAUUUCUUCAGAAUGCAUAAUAAGAAAAUUUUACUUAUUAGGUAUGUUUGGGCUAAAAAAGUGGAAAACACAUACAUACAAAUUUAAUUAGUUGUCAUCACCAAACUCUGAAGCUUUAGUUCAAUUAAAAUUGCAUUAGGAAAAUUA
This is a messenger RNA of Dendroctonus ponderosae (mountain pine beetle), 1663 nucleotides long. Its product is annotated as sister chromatid cohesion protein DCC1. Bases 226 to 1407 code for a protein of 393 amino acids. Gene Ontology annotation, biological process: mitotic sister chromatid cohesion; maintenance of mitotic sister chromatid cohesion. Gene Ontology annotation, cellular component: nucleus; Ctf18 RFC-like complex; chromosome, centromeric region. The record is from RefSeq and is a predicted model, not a curated record. Lineage: Eukaryota; Metazoa; Arthropoda; Insecta; Coleoptera; Curculionidae. The transcript is spliced from 4 exons.